Molecule: messenger RNA, 855 nt
Organism: Mycosarcoma maydis (corn smut)
Lineage: Eukaryota; Fungi; Basidiomycota; Ustilaginomycetes; Ustilaginales
Product: enoyl-CoA hydratase PHS1
Exons: 1
Coding region: 1-855 (284 amino acids)
Biological process (GO): sphingolipid biosynthetic process; very long-chain fatty acid biosynthetic process; fatty acid elongation
Cellular component (GO): endoplasmic reticulum membrane
Molecular function (GO): 3-hydroxyacyl-CoA dehydratase activity
Source: RefSeq, a predicted model, not a curated record
AUGCCGCCCAAGGCCUCCACUAGCAGAAAGGCUUCGGCCAACGCCAAGCCUGCCAAGCGUGGUCCGGCCGCUCCUAUCAAGUACUAUCUUAUCCUUUUCAACUUUGUCUCAUUCUUCGGAUGGGUCGUCGUGCUCUCGACGUUGAUCAAGCACCUCGCCAUGGGCCCACAGACCUUUUCUCCCUCCGUCAAGUUCGCUUCCGAUUUGCUGGCUCGCUUCCGUCUCGCCAAGAUCGGCAUCGUCAAGUCAUACUCGCAUCUCUUCCCGGAGCCCAUUGCCCAGCUGCUCGAAAGAGCCUCCAACUCGCACACUUUUGUCGGCCCUGUCGUUGCGCUCGUCCAGUCGCUCGCCAUCCUCGAGGUUGUCCACGCCGCCAUCGGCUGGGUGAGGAGCCCUGUCACCACCACCGCCAUCCAGGUUGCCUCGCGUCUGUUCAUGGUGUGGGGCGUUACUGAGCGAUACUCACAGGCCUGGACUAGCCCCUUCUACGCUUCCAUGGUGCUUGCUUGGGCCAUCACAGAGUGCGUUCGAUACCCCUUCUACGCAAACCAGCUUCUCAACUCCGAGGGUCCUGGUCUACUAUGGGCUCGAUACACUCUCUUUUACGUUCUCUAUCCCAUCGGUGCCGCUUCCGAAGCUAUGUGCAUCCUUGCUACGCUGCCCAACGGCCUUCCUUUCAACAAGCCUGCCGCCUGGGAUCUGCGCGCUUAUGUCUUUGCCGGCCUCUUUGUCAUCUGGUGGCCUGGCCUUUACGUCAUGUACACGUACAUGAUCAAGCAACGCCGCAAGGUCAUCGGAAAGGGAUUCUGGGGCAACAAGCUCGUUGAUGAGCUUCGCGAGAAGAAGAAGCAGUGA